Messenger RNA from Brassica rapa (field mustard), 20556 nucleotides. RefSeq lists its product as uncharacterized. Lineage: Eukaryota; Viridiplantae; Streptophyta; Magnoliopsida; Brassicales; Brassicaceae. The record is from RefSeq and is a predicted model, not a curated record.
UAUGAGAAAGAAGCUAGUGACUUUGUGUCUUCUUCAUCAAGACGUUUAAGUGAUCCAUCUGAAAUGUUCUGCCCAUGUGUUCAUUGCCGCAAUGCCUGCCAUCAAUCUUGUGAGACAGUUUUGGAGCAUCUGGUGAUUAGAGGAAUGGAUCAGAAGUACAAGAGUUGUAUGUUUUGGACAAAACACGGGGAGACAAGACCUGAUAAGUCAGCUGAUGUCUACUCGUCUGAAAAUGAGGCUUACGAGUUGUUUAGAACAAUCUUCAUGGCAAGUGAAGGCAAUGAAGCAGCUGAAGAAGAGAAUGCAGGAGCGUCUGAGGGGACUGACAGGCCAGAAGAAGCUGAGUUCAGAAAGAAGUUAGACGAUGCAGAAACUCCGUUGUACCCGAAGUGUGAGAAAUUUACAAAGGUUGCUGCAAUCAUGGGACUUUACAGGAUAAAGGUCAAGAGUGGGAUGUCUGAGAACUAUGUUGAUCAGCUACUGUCGUUAGUUCAUGACAUGCUUCCCGGUGAAAAUGUUCUACCUAAGUCUACAGAUGAGAUGAAGAAGUUUCUGAAACAGUUUGGGUUUGGCUACAAUGUCAUCCACGCCUGCAACAAUGACUGUAUUCUUUAUAGAAAACAGUAUGAAGAUGCGGUUAGCUUUCCAAGAUGUAGUGAAUCAAGAUGGGAGAAGGAUAAGCAGACUGGUGAGGAGAAGAAAGGGAUUCCUGCUAAGGUGCUUAGGUAUUUCCCGAUAAAAGACAGGUUCAAGCGAAUGUUUAGAUCAAAGCGGUUGGCUGAGGACUUGUGUUGGCACUCCACUAAUGCUUCUGAAGUUGGAAUUAUGCGACAUCCAGUAGAUUCAUUGACUUGGGUUCAGAUAAACAACAAAUGGCCGGAGUUCGCUACUGAAGCAAGAAACCUAAGACUAGGUAUUUCAACAGAUGGCAUGAAUCCAUUCUCCAUCCAGAACACCAAGCAUAGCACAUGGCAUGUUCUAUUAGUCAACUACAAUAUGGCUCCAACGCAGUGUAUGAGGUCCGAGAACAUCAUGUUGACAAUGCUAAUACCUGGCCGAACCGCACCUAACAACAACAUUGAUAUAUAUCUACAGCCAUUGAUAGAGAAGUUGAAGGAUUUGUGGACAGAAGGUAUGGAAGUUUAUGAUUCCUUUAAGAAGGAGAGUUUUACUCUUAGAGCUAUGUUGUUGUGGAGUAUCACCGAUUAUCCUGGUUUAGGGACAUUAGCUGAGUGUAAAGUGAAGGGGAAGCAAGCGUGUAAUGUCUGUGGGAAGGAUACACCUCAUAGGUGGCUCAAGUUUAGUCGCAAACAUGUUUACAUGGAGAACAUGAAGCGGCUCAUGCCUAGUCAUCCUUAUAGACGAAGGAAAGGAUGGUUUGACAAUACAGUGGAGGUUGGUACUGCAAAGAGGAUUCAGAGUGUGGUGCAGAAAUCUUUGACAGUCUUAGGGACUUUAAAAACGAUUUUGAAAAAUAUUUACCUAAGAAGAAUAAGCGAAAAAGGAGUGAAACAGAUGAGGAUGAUAUUGUUUAACCUUAUUGGAAGGUAUGUUUUAUUUCAACAUUUGAGAAUAGAGCAUAUGAUAUCUGAAAUUGUUAAUAUCAUGUUCUGAUAAAUACUUGUACAACUUAUUGCAGGAUAUGCCUGUGAGGCAUAAAAUCGACGUCAUGCACUUGGAAAAGAAUGUGUAUGAUGCCCUGUUGUCUAUUCUGAUGUAUAGUUGCAAAUACAAGGAUGGCCUGAAAGCAAUAAAGGAUUUAAAAGAGAUGGGUAUUAGAAGCAACUUACAUACACAAGUAAGGGGGAAGAGAAUUUAUUUGCCUCCAGCUGCGUAUUAGCUUUCUAAAGAAGAAAUGUUGCACACACAUACAAGGGAUUUAUAGUUAAUGGACAUCGAUACCAGACAGACGAUGUCAAGCGGAAGACUCAGAACAGUGGGGUUUCAAAUGAAGCAUUUUCCAUGUGCAGAGCUAGUUCCAAAGAUUCGAAGCAAAUGGCAGACAUGGUAGCAUACUAUGGAGUCAUAAAGGAGAUCAUAUUGCUUGACUACCACAUGUUUCAGGUGCCUCUGUUUAAGUGUAGUUGGGCUCAUAAAGGGAAAAGAGUUAAAGAGGAAGACGAUUUUACACUUGUGAAUCUCCAUAUGAACCAGUCAUCAUUUGUAAAUGAUCCUUACAUUCUGCCUUCUCAAGCUAAAUAAGUUUUCUACUCUAGAGAGGAUGACAGCUCACCUUGGUAUGUUGUAAUGAGAGCACCACCGAGAGGAUACCAUGAGUUAGAGACUGAAGAGGAAAUUUGUCCGGCAACGUUAACAGCCAAGCAUGAAGAAGAUAUUGGAGAUCAAGCUUCUGAUGACGAGAGUUUUUGUGUUAGUAAUGAUUGUGAGGGUGUUCGAAUAUAUGAGAAAUGUUAAGUUUCUUGUUCCUUCAGGUAAUCUGCUACAAUGAAUAAAGUGCGUCAGUAAACGGCAAGCCGGCCUUGAUGUUAGUCCUGAAGUGUCUUUAACUACGAAGAAACAAGGGAAGAAUGGUCCAAAGGUGAAUGUGGAACUACAGUCACAGCCUAAAGAAAUGGAACAACAUACCCAUUCUGAAGAAGUCGAACAAGAAGCAGAACCCGUAGACGAUGAAACUCAACCACCCGAAGAAGAUAUAGACGACGAAACUGGACCACCCAAAGAUGAUAUAGACGAUGAAACCGAAGAAGAAGAAGGCGUUCCUCCUACAAUAAACGGAGUGAGCACUCCCUCUGUGACACAGACACAACAAUCCGAUAACCAAAUAAAGAAGACAAGAGGUCCAACAAAAAUGUGCAAAGUGGCAAAACAUAUAGAGGACAAGGUAAAUGUGGAGUUUAACUCUUUAGGAGAGCAUGUUGGUCGUGGAUCAGUGACAUUGUCCUCCUUCCUUGGUCCUCUUGUGAGAGAGCAUAUGCCUGUACUGCUAGAUGACUGGAGACAUCUCGAAGAGAAAACAAAAGACGCUUUGUGGGAGGAAAUUCAGGUAAUUUUGUUAACACUUUCAUUUGGAUUUAUGUAUAAGUAUUUAAAUUGAAUAUGUGUUACAGGGAAGAUUCAACUUGACAGAAGAAUGGCAAAAGGAUGUAGUCUUUAAGCAGAUGGGUUGUUUGUGGAGGGCCUAUAAAUUUAGACUCUCUUCCAAAGUUAGAGCAACAUAAAACAAGGCUCAACUACAGAUAAUUAAACCCAGCAACAUACAAUCUGCAACAGCUUGGAACAAUUGGGUGAAAGGAAGAUGUACUACAGCUUUUCAGGUAAUAUAUAUUGUGUCUUGCAUAGGAUCAAUUGGGUUAUAUAAGUAGAAUUAAUUUCAAAUGGUAAUUAGUUUAGGUAGGAACAAAGUGUUAAAUAUAGGGAACUCAGGAAGGGUCAAAUUCCUCACACCACUAGCCGUAAAGGCAUGAAUCGCCUUGCAGAGGAGAUGGUAUGUUUUUCAAUUUGAUAAAAUUAGUAUGUUUUUCAUUAGGAAAUCAACAACUGUUGACAUCAAUUUCAUUUAACUUGUAGAAAAAAAAACAGUUCUGAUCUUAAGCAAGUUACCAGGUAACUAAGGUUUGGGUAGCUGGUCAUACGCAUUCUGAUGGAAGACCCGUACGUCACGAAUUCGCAGAUACAAUGUAAGAUUAAUUUUAAUAAUAUUAACUUUGUUUUUAAAGUACAUUUUACAUAAAUUGUGGAAAUUUUGAUUGCAUGAGAAGAUAAAGAGAAUUGACAGUGAAAUGGAAUCAAGUUCAGCAGAUAAAUCCGUGAAGAUGCUGUCACUCAAGUUCUAGGAAAGGAUAAACUAGGAAGAAUUAGGGGGAUGGGACGAGGGGUUACUGCCACCAAGUUGGCAUACUUACAUGCUAGGGAUUCACAUGUCCAGAAGCUUGAAGCUGCUCAAGCAAAACUAAUCAAUAAGGUUGAAGAUUUGCAAAAUGUGGUUAAAGACUUAGCCGGUAAAAAGGUAACUUCCUUAUUCUUGUUUUUUAAUUAUUCAAACAUCUGUGAUCUAUAAGGUUUUAAGUUAAAUGUUUUUGGUUAUUGGGUUAGCAAAAAAAUGGAUAUGAUUCUACUUCUGAGUUAAGCGAUGUGAGCAAGGGAGGAAUAAGGUGCCAGCUACUGGAUUGGGUUUCGACUGAUGAUUUGGUUGUUGCUGAAGGAGAAUUCUACUCUAGUGAACGGACAUAUAAGAUUGGUCGAAUUCCACUGGGUCCUAAUGCGGCUGCUGUUGUAGUGAAGUUUGUAUCAGUCGUAACAGUACCUAUAUGGAGACUUACUCCAACUUGUGUAUCGCUUACUCAGGCUGUUGGGGUCAAAAUUGCAUGGCCAUCUGAGAAGCUCAUCUUGGACGAUGCUAUUGACUUAUCAAACAAUGGUAACACUGACGGGUCAGAGGUAAAUAUAAUCCGCUUUGUCUUGUUUGAUAAUCACUUUAACUUUUCUAAUGGAAAAUUUUGAAUAUAUUUUGCAUGAUUCAGGCUAUAGCUGCAUCUUUAGGAAAAGUUCAAAUAUUUGAUUACUGGAAAAUACAAGAUGAGUUGAUUGCUGAGGGUAUUGUUGACAACUGAACCUACUCAACUCGUCAACCAAAUUCCCCUGGGACCGAAUGCCGCAGUUCUUAGAGUCGAACUGGUUUUUAAACCUGAUGCCUUUAUCUGGAGACCGACGCCUGAAAUGACAAAGAUGGGUGAUGCAGUACACGGGACAAUUGCAUGGCCUCUAGAUAAGCUAGGACUACCUGAUCAACGUUCACCUACUGAAACAAACAAGAAAUCCAAUCAGGUAAGUUAGUAAAAUCUGAGAAUGGUAUUAGAUAUUGUAAUGUCUUAAAUUUGUUAGGUUUCUUGUGAUGAUAUUGUGAUGAAUGCGUUUGUCAUUUUUGGUUUUAGAGUGGUAGUAACAGCAGUGGUAGUAGCAACAAAGGUGGUAAACAGAAGUGCGCUCUCUUGGACUGUCAUAACUCAGAACAGAGAGUUGCUUUAGGUCGUGUGUACUCAACUGAUCCAGCAGAGAAGGUGCAUUUUGUCCCUUUAGGACCCAAUGCUUCGAAGGUCUGGGUAUAGGUUUCCGAGUUUGAUGGGGCACGAGUGUGGAGGCCAAACUCUGAAAUCGAAUUCAUUGGUGAUGCAGUAGAAAGCACCGUGGCUUGGCCAAAUGAUAAGCUUGUUUAUAUCUAAGACAAUUAUGUUGCUUUAGUGUGAACUUUUAAUGUUUGUAGUGUGAACAACUUAUGUAAUCUGUUUAUGUUGAAUCUUUGAAGUUUAUGUUUCUUAAUAUAAAUUGAUGUUUUGUUUCAAAAUCCAAAAUUCGAGUGUGUAUAAAUAUAUAAAUAUAAUAUAUAUAGCACUUAUGUAACUGCUAUAGUAGUUUUAACAAUAACAAAUCGAAAACGCUGUUAAUAAUAUAAGUAAUAGCAUUAAUUAUACGCUAUUAAAUAAUUUUUAAUUGCAAAUAGAAAAGCGCUAUAGUAUCGGAAGAAAAGAUAGCAGCGCAUAAACCUGCUAUGUCAUUUACCUAUUAUGAUGGACGAUGAUACAACGCUUCAAAAACCACUAUAGUAUCGUUAUAUAGCGUUAUUUGUACGCUAUUAAAACACAUUUUUCUUGUAGUGUGUUAUCACGAAUAACAAAAUGAAUCACGAUUUAAGUGUAUUCUCCUGUCUUUAGUCAGAUAUUUAGAAUCAUAAAUCUUUUGACCAACGUAUCUUAGUUAUUUAGAAGCACAGCAGGAGGUUUUUGCUAGAAAAGCGAAUUAGGUGGUAUUGGUUACCGAGGAAAGGGAAAUCAUAUUUGCAAGUGUUUAGCAGAAAUAUGUAAUCUCAAUCUGAUAAACAAAAUAAAUAUAAUUUGAAGUUUGUGUUAGAGAAAGGUCUAAGAAGAAGAAGUCGAAAACAAGUGGAUACUACUCCUCCACCCCUUGAUGUCUUUGUAAUUCUCUCAUCAAUUAUUACUCUAUAUAUAUAAACCGAUCGAUUGUGUUUUUUGUUUGGUCCAUUUGUUCUAUCUUUCAAUAUCAAAGGUUCCUAUCGUGAAAAAUAUGAGAGCCAUGGCCCCUCCAGUUCCACUCCAUUUUGUUACUAUGUAUAUAAUUUAUAUAGUACAGUGAUUAAUCCGUCCAGUAUAGUUUCCGAGCUUCUUUUGUUGACUUAAUAAUUGAUCACCAGGACACACAUACUUCACCGCUGUAGAAUUCCUCUACUUUUCGUUAACUGUCCAAUGUUUUAUCUAUGCAGAACCCUUCUCUCAUUUUAUCUCCAGAAAUUAUACAAUAUACAGUUUUUUUUCCUUCCUCUUUUGCUAUUUUUAAUCUCUUAUAUUUUGUUAGCAUCGUGGACUAUUUUCGGAUCACGCGUCAAACUUUUAAACAUGUAAAUCCUACCAGAUUUUAUCAUCGAUAUUUUAUUUUUAUUAUUUUUCAUAAAUAUAUAAAUGUACUUAGCAUUGGGUUUAUAUACUUUUCAUAGACUUGAAUUGUUUUUUAGAGCAAGAAAAUGAUAACUAUGUUCUUUUAGAUUAAUAUAUAUUUUGUGCCAGUUUUGUCUAUAAUACCUUUUAAUAUUUUUAAAAAUAAAUUUAAUAAAUAGUUUUACAAACAAUUCUUUUGGAAAAAUAGUAAUUAUUGAUAAAAUACCUAUAUGAACUUAGUGGUAUUUUUUUAAAUUCUAAAAAUGUUUAAAUCAAAAAUUUCAGAUUAUGUUCUAAAUAAAGUAGAAAUGACAUUUUAUGAAGUAAAAAACGAAAUCCACUUCUACAGAUUUACUGUCAAUCUAAAACAUGUAGAAAUCAAAAUAUACACAUUACUAUUUUUUUUUUUUUGUCAUCAAUUUUACAGACUCAUAUUGACUCUGUGAACCACAUUGGGAGAUAUUGAUCCAUGUGAACUACAAAAGACGUUUCCUUCCUAGCGCUUCUAGCUAAGCUAUCCGCCUUCUUGUUCUGUGUUCUUGGUACAUAGAUAAUCUCUGCACUUGUAAAACUCUCUUUCAGGAUGUGUAUAUCUUCCAAAUAACUUGCAAACGCUGGCCAUUCUUCUGAUUCCGAAACCAUCUUCACCAGUUGAGAACAAUCCGUUGCAAAUGUAACUUGAAAUUGUCUUAAGUUUUUCAUGCAUUCCAUAGCCCAUAGUAAAGCUUCCAUCUCUGCAUGGAGAGCAGUGAGUGAAGCGCGGACAUUCCUUGCUCCCAUUAGUCCCGCAAAUCCUUCUAAUGUGCUGUACCACCCUUGACCUGAGAAACUUUCAUUUUCUUUCCAGGAUCCAUCCGUAAAACACCAUCUUCCUGGAAUUGACGGAACAAUAGUAGCCUCUAUAUGUGUCGUCCUCUUUUUAUCAUUCAAUAUUUGUGCCUCCGCCCAUAGUUUUGAUUCCGUUUCCGCCAGUUUAAGAGUAUCCAUAGGAUCCACAUCAACAUUACUAAAUAUUUUAUUAUUUCUUCCUUUCUAGAUAUACCAAAGUAUCCAGGCAAACUGAUGAUCCUCCAUUUGUGGGACUACUCUCCAAAAGAGAUGAUCCAUAUUCACAAAUAGAGAGCUUGUGGGGAACAGAGCUGGAUUUGUUGGGAUCUUCGAAAGCGCCCAUACCUGAAGUGCAGGGGGACAUUCAAAAAAGACAUGGUUAAUCGAUUCCUCAUCUGCUCCACAUCUUGGAAAACAUAUAUCUCCGGGUAUCCCUCGCCUAUGCAGAUUUUUCUUAACGGCUAUGCAUCCUGUCACCAAUUGCCAUAGAAAAUGUUUAAGUUUCGGGGCACACCUUAUUUUCCAACAAUAUGCCUUCAAAAUAUCCACUGUGGGUCCAAACACUAAUGAGGGUUUUUCCUUAUCUGGGUAUAUCCUUUCAACUUGAUAUCCAGAUUUAACCGUAUAUUUUCCAUUAUUUGUGAAAUGCCAUCCUUCAUGGUCAGCCAUCUGAGUUCUACUCAAUGGUAUACUUUCUAUCAAUUUCACAUCAUGUGGGUCCACCAAAGCCCGUAGUAUCGGCGAAUUCCAUCUUCGCAAAUGAGGAUCUAUAAGAGAAUCCACUGUGAGGUCUGGGAAAAGAUUGUGUUGGUUUUUAUUGGCUGGUCUCGGGCGAGUGGUUGGGAGCCAAGGAUCAUUCCAUACUGAUAUAGAUGAUCCUGUUCCCACCCUUUUGAUUAGUCUUUUGCUUACCAGAGAUCUAGCAGAUACAAUACUCCGCCAUCCAUAUGACGGAGAAUAUGAACGAAUCGGAUCCAGGGGUGAUGCAUUCCUGUAGUACCGACCUUUAAAAACUCGAGAAAAUAAAGUAUUUGGUUUCUCUAUCAGUCGCCAUAACUGUUUACUAAGCAUCGCUGUAUUGAAAUCAGUGAUGUCUUUAAACCCUAAACCUCCUUCAUCCUUACUGAUGCAUACUUUAUCCCAUGAUUUCCAAUGCAUUCCUCUUAUGUUGCCGCCAGGGCUCCACCAAUAUUGCGCGACCGCACUAGUCAGUUUUUUUGCAGUAGCCUUUGGUAAACGAUAGCAAGACAUCACAUGAUUUGGCAAAGCCGUAAUCACUGAUUUAAUAAUCACUUCUUUUCCUCCUUUCGUAAAGAACUUAAAAGUCCAACCAUUGACUCUCUUAUUUAGCCGAUCCUGUACGAAGACAAAAACCUGUAUCUUAGAGCCCCCAAGACUUUCCGGCAGACCUAGAUAAUUUCCCAUCCCUCCCAAAUUUUGUAUGCCUAAAAUAUCUCUUAGUUCCUGCCUGGCAGAUUCUUCAAUCUUAUGCCCAAAUUGAAUUGAAGACUUAUCAAAGUUUAUUAGUUGACCUGAAACUUCCUCGUAUUUCUUUAAAAUCCUUAGAAUUGUGUAACACUCUUCCUUUUGAGCCUUAUAGAAGAAGAGACUAUCAUCCGCAAAAAGCAGAUGAGAUAUUGAAGGACAUGCUCUGGCCACCUUGAUUCCUGUUAAUUGUUUUUCCCUCUCUGCCUUCUUGAUAUUCGCUAUUAAAGCCUCAGUGCACAAAAUGAAUAAAUAUGGAGAUAAAGGAUCUCCUUGUCGUAAACCCCUUUGAGGCACAAUGAGCCCCCUAGGUUGUCCAUUUAAAAGGACCCGAUAUUGAACCGAUGAUAUACACUCCACCAUUAGUUUAAUCCAAUGUUCAUGAAACCCCAUUUUCUGUAGUAAUGCCUUAAUAAAUUCCCAUUCUAUUCUAUCAUAGGCCUUACUCAUAUCCGUUUUUACUGCCAUAUACUUUCCUUUACACGCCUCAUUAGUCCGUAAUCCAUGAAACAUUUCCUGUGCAAUAAGAAUAUUGUCAGAAAUCAGUCGUCCUGCCACAAAUGCCGAUUGCGUUUCUGAUACUAGAGAGGGUAGCAACGAUUUCAAACGCUGACAUAAAACCUUCGAAAUAAUUUUAUACCCUACAUUACAUAAACUAAUGGGUCGCAACUCCGUCAUCCUUGUAGGUCUCUCCGUUUUUGGAAUCAUACAUAUAUUAGUAAUAUUUAACCUCGAAUCCAAUUCUCCAGAAACCAAAAAAUCAUUCACCAUGUCCACUAAAUCUCCCUUAAUAAUAUGCCAUGAGUGUUGGAAAAAAAGAGCUGUCAUGCCGUCCGGUCCUGGUGCCUUCUCUGGAUGCAUCAUAAAUAGAGCCUCUCUGACUUCCUCCUCGGUCGCAAUCCUCAUUAGACGUUGAUUCAUUUGUGGAGUUAUGCCCGGUGUUACCUCUGAGAGAAAUUCCUCAAAUCCUGAUGGAGAAGUUGUAGUGAAUAAUUCUUCGAAAUAGUCAACCGCCACUUUCUCUACUCCGUUGUCCUCUGUAAUCCAAUUUCCAUCACCAUCAUAUAGCCCUACUAUCCUAAUACGAACCCUUCUUUGUUUAGUUAAUGCAUGAUAAAAUUUUGUAUUUAGAUCCCGAGAUGAAUACCACAUAUUUCUGCUUUUCUGAUGCCAGUACUCCUCUUCAUCCUUAUAUGCCUCUUGUAACUUUCUAGACACUUCCAAAAUAUCCUCCUGAGAUCUAGUAUCAUCUGUUUGUACUUCCUCUAGAGCCUUCUGUAAAUCUGAUAUUUUUUCCUUCCCAUAAGGGGGAUUAUUUUUCCUCCAUUUUGCUAUUUCAUGACGACAAUUGCUAAUUUUUGCCACUAAACCCCCUCCUGUUCCUCCACUAUUAUCAGACCAUCCCAUAGUGAUUGAUUCAAUAAGGCCUUCUUGUCCUACCCAUCUUUUAUCAAACCUAAAUUGUCCUUUUCUCCUGAUAACUUUAGUUUCUAUGUAAGCCACCACUGGACGAUGAUCCGAUGCCACCAACCCUAAAUAUUCUGUAUAGGAACAAGGAAAUAGCGUGUGCCACUCCUCAUUUGCCAAUGCUCGAUCUAAACGACAUCUAACCGUUACUGCCCCUUUUCCUUUCCCUCUUCUUCCUUGCCAUGACAACUUAUUUCCUUUGGCAGGAAACUCCAGUAAACCACAAUUCCUUAUCAUGUUGUUAAAAGGAACAAAUGAAUUCGCACUUCUCAAAGCUCCACCUUCUUUUUCAUGAUUUCCUGUAAUCUCAUUUAAAUCACCAAUAAUAAACCAUGGCUCGGAUCGGGAAAUUCCAUAUCUAGUUAAACGUUCCCACACUCGUUCUCGCAAAUCUUGAACUGGAUCUCUAUACACAAACGUCAUAUAUACCGUUUUCCCAACGCCACUGCUUCUACAUCUAUCAUUCGAUUACUUGAAUAUAGAAUAUUAACCUGGAACUCAUUAUUGUAAUAAAGCGUCAAUCCACCACUUCGUCCCACUGGAUCCACUGUGACCAGAUUAUCAAAUCCGAAAUGAGCUUGAAAUUUCUGGACAAACUCAAAUUCUUGUUUUGUUUCCGAUAAAAAUAAAAAAUCCGGUUUAUGUUUAUGCCAUAUCUCUGUUAAAUAACUUAUAGUCCACUUACUUCCCAUUCCUCUGCAAUUUCAACUUAGUACUCUCAUUUAAAAAAAUAUAGAAAGCCUCUGCUGAGCUGGCUAAAUUGGGUAUAAUGAGACCCUAAAAUUUCUAAACCCCAUGAUAAAAGGACUGUCUCCACUCCCUCCCUUAAAAAAAUUCCUUGAAGCCUCCAAAGAAACCACUUGUAUAUCCCGUGAGCAAGUAAAAUAUUAGGAAAAUAUCUAAACAAACACAAAUUGCCAAACUCCAAUCGCCUCUUGUAAUUCAUUAUUUUCCCAAAUACCAUAUAAAUUACUAUCUGAAAUAACAACAAAAAGCUCCUAAUUACCAGUUGCCGUAGAACCAAUACACAUAGCAUGUCCAUAAAAUACAAGAAUUCUCGAUCCAUAUAUAAGUAGCCCCAAUCACAAAUCCAAACCAUAUAGUAACAAGACCGACCAAAUGUGCCUCCAGCAAUAUCAUAAUCCCAAAGACCAAUAUAUAUACAAACCAAAAAGACGUAAUUCUUUACUGUUAGCUUGACCCAAUACUUGCUCAACCUACUAUCCAGACACCGUAUAUCUUUGUUCCUGCUAGGGAAGAGACAAAGUGCCAAUAUUGCAAUCCCUAAUGCAAGCCUCCAUGCACCAAAUAAAACCUCAAACCCUAUAACCCAACAUUCAUUUGGGAUUUGAAUUUGCAGAAACCAUCCAUUACCGUGAGAUCGAGCAUCCCACCCUUCUCGUUCUUGGUUACGCUCCACCCCACAAGCCCUUACCCAUCUGCAAGACCUUGCCAACCUGUGAAAGAUACAUUGAGUUCGUGACAGCAUACAAUUAUCGACUCCCACAUUCAUUCCUCGCAUCCCCUUUCCUUCAAACAAGAUACUCAUAUGAAGAAAAUAAAAGAUAUCACCUUUAAGUACAUUCAAGCUAAUCUUAAGAAUGUUUGAAAACAAUUUUUGUUUCUCCUGCAAAAACCUAAUAUCCUUAACGCACCAACCUCCAUAAGUUAAAUUGAAAACCCCCAAACCACGAAGAAAAAUCCCUUUAAAAUCCAAGUGCCUCCAUAUUUUUCCCCCUAAAAAAUGAUGUAAUCGGGAAGACAGAUUACCACUUUCCAAAAUAGAAGCGAAAGAGGAUCUUUCGAUUAUACCAAAUCCCAUACCUUGUAAUCCGUAUGAUUGAUCUUCUGGAUACUGCAUCCAUAUGAAAGAUCCCAAUAAUAACCAUUUCCUAACAACCGCGAUCCUUCUUCCCAACCUAUGGAAAGCCCGUGGAUCACCCCUCAAUGUUAUCGCUAACGAAUCAAAAUCCAAAUCUCCAAUAGACGAAUUCGAUUUGCUUUCCCUUCCCCCAAGCCAUAGAUCUCCUCGAUCCCCAAUCUUCCUCUGAGAUCCCGGAUCCCAAUCUCGAUCAAUCAUCAAAACCCUAGAAAUAUAUCGCCAUCGCCGUCGCCAGAGCGUUUUUCGCCGCUAUCACACAUUACUAUAAUUCUAAAAACCUGUAGAAACCGAUUUCUAUAGAUUAGAUGUAUUCUACGGAUAAGAAAUCAGUUCCUAAAAAUAUGGAAACAAAAUAUUUGGGAAUAUUCACUUUCAUAUUUAAAAAAAAAUCGAUUUAAAAAAAACCAAAAAAAAUGAAUUCGGUAUUUAUUAUAUUUAAAAAUUACAAUUUUAAGGACAUUAUUACCAUUUUAAAAAUAAUUAGCUUAAUAGGACAUAAAGUAUAUGAGAUUAGUUUAAAAGGACAUAGUUAUCAUUUUUUUGCUCUAAAAAAAAACAAUUUUCCCAUCUUUUUUUUUCUUUUGGACAAAUGCUUCUCUUUAAUACUAGUUCUUAUUUCUUAAUGAUACAUACAUAUAGUAAAUGACAGGUUUAAAAAAGUAGUAAAUGAAACAUUUAAAAGAAGUAGUAAAUGACACACAUAUAUAUACAAAAUUUAACUUUAAUAGCAGUAGCACUGAUCUGUUUUCUAUCUAGUAACGAAGAGUCUCUCGACUGAAAACAGACUUAUUUAGUUAUAUGUUUUAUUCGUUAACUAGAUAUUGACCCACACGACCGUGUGGAUUUAUUUUAAUAUAAAAAUAUUUUAGGUUAUGUAAUAAAAUAUAUCAAAAAAUUAAUAUAAUUUGGUGGUAUAUAUUAUCUAAUUUUAUAAUAAUAUUAAUGUGGUGUAUAAUAUUGUUUCUAUAAAAUUUAUAAAUUUUGUAUUUUUGUUACAAAAUGUAAUUUAAAAACAUUAUUAUAUAACAAUACUGACUUACAUAGUUUUUAUUUUAUUUCUAAAUUUGAAAUAUAUGUGAAAAUUAAAUUUAGUUGAACCUACAUAAUAGAAAACUUGUUAUAUAGUCAUUAAUUAAGCCAAUUUAGUAUAGUUGUUUAAAUAACAAACCAAAUUGGUUUUUAACUCAGGCGAAUACACAGACGUUAAUAACAGUAGACUAAACUCUUAUAUAUGCGAUAUGAAUAAAAUCAAAUGUUUCAUAUAUUAAGUGAGGUGUAAACUAAUUGUAUUACAUGGUUAAAGCAUAUAAAGGUAUGACUUUUAAUUAAUGGUCUAGAUUAAAAAGAACAUCACAUAUGAAAUAAGUCGUAAUAUAUGUGCUAAAUAGAUAAGAUAUUUUUAUUUUUAAAUUGGAAAUAGAAAUGAAUAUUUCUUUUUUUUUAAAAAAUUAAAGAUAUUUCUUAAAUUUAAUUUUGAAAAUUUAAAUCAAUUUAAAAUUUUUAUUAUCAUUAAAAUAUUAUUAAAAGUAUAUAUAUUAUUAUUAAUUUUUGUUUACAAUCAAAACUAAACUAAAAUUAUCUUCUAACUAUACUUUGUGAUAAUUUUAAUUUUAAUCAACUAAUUUUGAAAAUAUAUUUUUAAAAGAUUCUAAAAGAUAUUUGAAAGAUUUUGUUAGACAUUUGUUUAAGAUAUUUAUUAGUAUUUCAAAAAAAAAGAUAUUAAAAAAUAUUAUCAUUAAGUUAUGUAAAAUUUUAAAACAUUUUUAAGGAUGGUUCAAAUAACAAAUCAUACAUAAAAGAAGUCAUGACUUCUAUUUUAAUAGUAUAAACUAGAUUUUGACCCGCGCUUUUAAAGCGCGGGAUUCUUUUGUUGAUUUUUUAUUUAUUUAGAAGUGCAUUAACAUUUUAGGUAAUGAAUAUUUUUCAUGCACCAUCCAUUAAAAAUUAAAUUUUUGAAGCAAAUUAAGUUCUUAUAAAUGUACCUGAUUUUAUAUAUUUAAUAGAUUAUUUUAUCAGAUAAAAUUUUAACAUGUGCUAACUGCAAGAUCAUAAUAUUUAAAACGUAAAUUUAACCUGUACCAAAAAAAUAUCAGAAUAUUUUUAUUGAAUAUAUUUCAAAAUGUUGUUAUUGAUUUAUUAAGUUUUUAUUUUAUUUUAAUGAUAUGAAAUUUAUCCUAUUUAGGUGAGAUUUAAGUUUCUGAUAAAAAUGUUAAAUACUUUUAUUUCAUCAAAUAUACAAAAUAAACAUAUUCAAAUGAAUACAUAUAUGUAAUAACUAUGAAUUAGAUUAACACUACAUGGAAUUUAUUAUAAAAUUUGCAGACCCGUAAUAUAAAAUACAUUAUAAAUAGUAUAUAAUCAAUAUGAUAUAUCUGUUAUUUUUAAAAAUAACAAAAGAAAAAUUGUUAGUACUGCAUUUUGGACGUAUGGAAAUGGAACCAAAUGCUCAUAUAGCUAAAUUUGUAUUCCAAUACAAUAUUCAAACUCUUGUUCAAUUUUAGACUAUUUAAAGAUUCUUUUAAUUUUUCAUUUUAAGAUUUUUCUACUAUAUCUUAAAAAAAUUAAAAUUUAUUGUUUAAUAUUUAAUUAUUGAUAUGUUGUAGCCAUUUUUAAUAUGACAGAAUUAUUCUUAAUUACAUAUGAUAACUAAAAAAAAAAUUUAAUAGCAUUUUCAUGAUAUAACAUUGAUAUUGAAUAUAAUAUAUUUUAUAUAACGGGUCUGCAAAUUAUCUAUUUUAUUAUAACUAAUGAUGCAAAUCUUAUAUUAAAAUAAGGUUUUUGGAUGCUUAGAGCACCCGCAAUGGUGUUACCCAAAGAGGAGUCUUUAGAAAAAAUGUAUUUUGAUUUUUUAAAUAUUAUUUUUUUUCUUUUUUAGGUAAAAAAAUAAAAAAAUAUCAACCAAUCGCGGGUCGCCACAUGUCGUGGAGACCCGCAAAUAGUGCAAGGAUUCACUAAAAAAUAGUCCUUGUUUAGAUAUUUUAAAUAUUGAAUCUUUAGCUUUUGGUGAGGUCUACUGAUAUUUAUAUACAAUGACAUAUUCCACUUUAAGUCAUCCCUAUUUAAAUUUGUUUAUGGUACACCAUGAAAUUAAUUUGAUUUACAAAUUAAGUCAUCCCUAUUUCGUAUAUAAUGGAAUAAUAUAUGUACCACCAAAACAUUUUAAAUAGCUAUUAACAUAUCGUCUCUACCGAUAAGAUUAGAGAAACCACGCGAUAUCCACAAAACAAUGAGUACGAUUGGUUUAGACUUCAGAGCCUUUUACUUUUUUCCUAAAUUCUCCAGAAAAAACUUUUCAAUAAGAUUUUUUAUGUUUAAAAUCCUCAAAGUUCUCCUAAAAUUUCUCACAGCCCACUUUUUGUUACUUUCAUUUGUUCCGUUAGUUUUUUCUUAAAACCCUUUUCAUUAUUACACAAAGCAUUAAAAGUUUGAACAACAACUUCUUGUAAAAACCACAUCCAUGACAGUUCAAACCAAUCACGUGAUUGUAUAUUCCUCCAACUGAGACAUCUAUUACUACACUCUUUUGUGUAACUAUAUAGCACCUUGUUUAUUGCUUGGAUACAGACACGUAUCAGUUGUAUGAAAACAGUCGUACAUUGUGAGGCUACCAAGGUCAACCGUCGUACACUCCACUCUUUUAUUAUACCCAUCACCAUCAUUGAGCAACUAAACUGUAUACUCAGAAACCAAUUCUUCUCCAAUCUACUGCUUUGAAUCCUGAUAUGGUUAGAAGAGAUUUCACCAGAGACACCAAAGGAAACAAAGAACUUCGGAGAGGUAAUACUAUGGUUUAAGAAGAUCGAAACUUAUGCCAAAAGACCAACCUCCUAGUCUUCCAACCACAUUCAAACUCCCUAUAUGCUAUCGACUCCGACCUCAAACCUUUAAAGGCAUGACAAAGAUCCUCUUUCAAGACAGCAAUAUUUUCUUGUCCCACCAUUAGAAACCUCGAAUCUCCAUAGAUUAUUCUUCACAACUCCGUCUUGGAGAUCUUUUUUCCUUGUUAACAAACUCCUAAUACGAUCUUGAGAAUCCUGAAACCCAAAAUUAACACCCACAUAAUCUUUAGUUCAACCACUCAUUGCUGUCUUCAGAUUAUAAUUGCUACCCUUAAGACUCCCGAGUUGCAUAACCAUAUUAAUUCAUAUUCUCAAAAUCUAAAAAUCUACACCAUAUAUAAAGAUAUCAAAAAUUCUGAGACAGGUUUGUUAACUUUUGUCGAAUCACUUCACGCCGAUUAUAGAGUUUGUGGACCCUGAUAAUCCUCUAUUAAUCGCAGAGAUCGUAAUCAUAGAUUUCAUCAAAAAGGUGGAGGCAUUGCCAUGAUAUAUAUUCCCUUUUUGAAACCCUAUGGUGUGGUAUUGAUAUCUAUCUAUUAAUCUCAGUACUCAAUAGAAAGACCCAACAUCAGUACCUUAGUUGUCGUCUUUAAGAAAUGAUUUAAAACACUCUCAAAACCACCGAUAAACAGAUCUGUGCAGAUUCUCCAUUGCAAAACCUUAGAUCUCCAUCGAAGGUAGCAUAUACCAGAAAGAAUACACGGACCUUGAUUGAUUCGCCUCACACACAACAUAGAAACCAUAGAUGUGGAUAAUCACCUCAGUCUUAAUUUAAGCCUUCAUAAACGUGAACAUAAGUUGGAGCCGAAGUUAAAAGGUAAGGAAAUUAAAAUCAAUAGUUUGUUGCAUCGUUUGAGUUAAUUACGCUGAAAAAGAAAUUAAACAAUAAAUGUUUUUUUUUUGAUAUAUCUAUAAUACAAAGCAUAUGUUAAAAAAAAUCCAAUGGCAAAAAUCCGUAAAUACUUUAAAAUUUCAAGGGGACCUAAAAAAAAGCCCUUCAGUUUUAAUAGUAUUGAUAUCUACUUAGCUCGAAUCAAUUGACAAAUUUUUUUUGAACUUUUAUUUUGUAAAAAUAAUGUGCUUUAUUUAAAUUUAUGCAUCAAUAUAUAUGUUUAUGUAUAAAACGACACUGUAAUUUUUUCCACAGUAAUAUUUUCUCGAACCUGAACCAGACACAACCGAAAUAGACGAUGUAUAACUAUUCAACUACAAAACUGAUAAAUAAACUUCAUGAAGUGCUGCAUAUAUAUGUAGAAGUAGAACAAAGUACGUAUAUACCUGGCAUUAAACUUUUCCAAAAAUUGGAAUCUUGAUUAAUUCUUUAUUUGAUUAUUUCUAUAAAAAUAUGUACAAGUACAUGUACGUGUUUUCCGUUUAUAGGAAUUUUGUUUGUGUGUAUAGCUAAUGACACAAUUUCAUGUAUUACUAUUUAAUGAAAAGGUUACCUGUUGGAAGAAGAGAUCAUUAUCAUGACAAAAGAGAUCUUUAUUUACGUCCAACGAGAAACAAUGAAGCUCUCUAGUUUCAAAAAUAAAAUAAAAAUGAAGCUGUCUAGACUCUAGGGUUUCAUGAAAAUCAUUUUUAGCAUUUUAUUUAUACUUUGUACCUAUUUAGAAUCUAUUUUAGUUAUAUAUCCUCUAUUUUGUAUUUUCCCUUGGCAUUAGAGUUUGGUCCUUCAUGAUUCUUACACUGCGGAGUUAUACUGAAAAACAACUUUUCAUCAAAAAUAGUAACGAGAAAAUCUAACAAAAGGAAAUAUCUAUUGAGUUCCAAAGAUGAUUGUCCUAUAAGUGACAAAAUAUAAGACAUUGACAAUUUGCUUUUGAUCAUUUUAUAUUUUCUAAUGGUCUUUAAAGUCGUUUAUCUCACUAACUAACCAAAAUCAGAUCAACCCUUUCUCUUUUAUCUUCCUAUCUCUCUUUGCAUAAAAUCAUAAGAAACUUUAUUCAAACACUCUAAAAUCAUUUGAAAACUUUAAACUCAGUAACUUAAAAUAUUUUUAAUAACAGUGGAUUUCAUAGUACUUUAUGAAAUAUCAAGUUUAAUAACAUUGAUUUUAAAUGAGUUUUUGAAUUUUAUUUUUAAAUAGCAAUGAAUUUGUCAUUUUAAUGCAAAUAAUUUCAUACUCUAAGUUGAAUACACUCCCCUUAUGGUUUAGAUUUGAAGGGUGAGAUCUAAGUCUUUUAAAAAUAAAUAAAUACUAAAUUUAAAAUACAUUUUUAAAAAUAUUUUUAAAACGAAUUUUCAAAAUUCAAAAAAGUUUCAUAAAAAUUUGAGACUGUGCGAGCGUACUUGGCGUCGGCUGGGAGUUUGUACUUUGUUGUAGCCGCGUACAAGUGAGACUGUGCGAGCGUAUGAACGUCCUGAAAGUUGAUAAUAAAAUCAAUGGCUUCACCAUGGUGCUGCGUCUUGUUCGGUGUAGUAGCCAGAUCCAACGGACCAUGAGGAACAAGACCAUACACAAUAUAAAAAGGCCAACCUCAUACUGCGAUUUGUGGCAUGAUUAUGAGCAAAUUCAGCUUGACCAAGCUUAGUGUCCCACGACUUUAUGUUAUCUCCCACAAGGCAACAAAGUACAUUACCCAAAAGAACGAUUCACGACCUCCAUUUGACCAGAGGAUGGUAAGCUGAACUCAUGUCAAGAGAAGUGCCUAACAAUUUCCAUAAGGACCCCCAUAAGUGACAUAGAAACCGUGUGUCUCGGUCGGAGACGAUAGACGUCGGUAGAUCAUGCAACCUAUAUAUCUCGUUGAAAAACAAAGUAGCAACACUUAUGGCGUCGGUGGUCUUCUUGCAUGCGAUAAAGUGGACCAUUUUAGAAAAAUGAUCAACCAAGGCAAAUAUAGAAUUUCCUCUCUUGUUCCGAAGUAGUCUCAACACAAAAUCCAUACUAACGUCGGACCAAGGCUGAUUAGGAAUUGGAAGCGGAAGAUACAAACCUUCAUUAUAAGCUUUGCCUUUAGCCAUUUGGCAGACACUACUACUCGACGAAUCUUUCCACAUCCCUUCGAAAUGUAGGCCAAAAAUAUGAGUCCAUCACUAACUGAAACAUUCUAUAUCUUCCCACAUGUCCCUCGUUAUGUAGUUCACUGACUAUCUUCAAUCGUAGGCUGCAUUCAGGAAUACAAAGACGUAAUCCCUUGAAAAGAAAACCAUCAUGUACUGUGUAGUCGCUUUGCAGGUUGUGCUUGGCCUCGUGGUAAGUGCGACCAAAGAACGGGUCGGUCGGAUACAUAUCCGCAAAUGACGCAAACCUUAUAACCGACGAAUGCAUAGUGGUUAACAAACUAUGCCGUCGACUGAGUGCAUCGGCCAUGCGGUUGGUCUUAUCGGACUGAUGCUUGAUGACAAAGGUAAAUUCUUGAAAAUAUGAAAUAUAUGCUUGAUGUCGUGCCGAGACUUUGUCUUGACUUUCCAAAUGUCGCAAAGCGUCUUGGUCUGUGAAAAGAACGAACUCGCGGCGAACCAAGUAGUGGCACAAGUGUUUAAUCGCCUGAACGAUAGCAUAGAACUCCACAUCGUACGUUGAUACACUAAAAUUGUGUCUUGCUCUACUGCAAGCUAACAGUGUAGAUGUAGUAUUUGAGAUUCAAUUCCAGAGGACCAGUUUACACUUUAUUCUUAUGAGUUCUUAAUUUAGCUAAAACAAUGAAGGGGUUUUGAUUUGAGGGGAUGUGCAAAGCAAGUAAAAUAAUGUAAAAGUGAAUUCAACUUAAAAGAAGCCAGGCUAGGGUUAGUUCAUCGGGUGCUAAUACUUGUGAGCUGAACAAUUAUUCAAGCGCUAAUAAGAGCAGGUCCAGAACUCAGAUCACUCAAGUAGAACAGUCCACUGUCGUGGUACUGCUCCCUAUGUCGAUCGAUCUUGAUACCUAAACUCUCAUUUGGAUCAAGACACGACAGCAAGCAGUAGAGAUCAAGUCCGAUAGGUUCACCAAACACCCUAAUAUCUACAUUCGCUGAUUAGGGAUGAUAGGCUCAUUCAUAACAUGUCUAGCAACCUAUUACACGGUUAAUGAAUAUAUUAAACCUAAGUUCAUGCAUUAAAUGGCCAGAUUAAUGCAAGCAGUAAGGAUGGAUAUAAACGAAGACAACAAAAUGAUUCACUUAUCUAUGUUUAGCUCACGUGAUUAACACCCUAGAACCCUAGACAAGCUAGCGGACUACUCAGCCAUGACACAAGAAAACACAAGCAUCAAUACUGAAUAAUACUGCAUAAGAGUAACAUAAACAAAAAGAGGGUUCAGGAUAAUCUUCUCUGGACGAGAGAGAUGGAGCCGUCUCCCUUUACAAGGUAGCAAAAUCACAAUAUGAAAAGCUCUCGCGUCGUUUCUCUCUGAAAAAGAAGCAAAGAAUCAUAAAGAGAAACAUAAAAAGAAGAUACAUGGAAGCCACAUGCGGCUGGGAGAGAAAAUAGGGAGAGUGGGAAAAAUCCCAAAAUAGGUUGUAGUUUCUUUAAAAAUCUAUGCCGCUGGAACAUGCACUCGGGUUGCUCCGCUCGAUAGGGAACAAUCACUUCAGACUAUUCUGCAUGAAAAUCACCAAAUUGCACUGUUUUCCGCCUCUUUUGCUCCAACUGGUCCAUCACCCAUCCAGUGCAACUCCAAACCUGAAAUGACUCGAGAAAGACUAGGAAGACUCGAUAAAAACC